This is a messenger RNA of Sporothrix brasiliensis 5110, 909 nucleotides long. RefSeq lists its product as uncharacterized. Lineage: Eukaryota; Fungi; Ascomycota; Sordariomycetes; Ophiostomatales; Ophiostomataceae. The coding region runs from base 1 to 909 and encodes 302 amino acids. The record is from RefSeq and is a predicted model, not a curated record. Gene Ontology annotation, molecular function: guanine nucleotide transmembrane transporter activity. Gene Ontology annotation, cellular component: mitochondrion. The transcript has 5 exons.
AUGUCUCCUCCUGUGGGCGGUGUCCAGAAGGAGUCUAACCUGGCUCGUCUGCUGGGCUCUGGAUCGGCUGGUAUCGCCGAGCUUGCUGUCUUCCACCCGGUUGACACGAUCGCAAAGCGCCUGAUGAGCAACGAGGGCAAGAUUGUCAACUAUGCGCAGCUCAACAAGGUCAUCUUCAAGGACAAGGCCGCCGCCCCCCUCGGUCGCAAGUUCGUGUCUCUCUUCCCCGGCCUGGGCUACGCUGCCGGCUACAAGGUCCUGCAGCGGAUAUACAAGUACGGUGGCCAACCCGUUGCUCGCGACUACCUUUCCGAGCACUACGGCAAGAACUUUGAGAAGGCAUUCGGUGCCAAGACCGGCAAGGCCAUCAUGCACUCCACUGCUGGCAGUCUGAUCGGCAUUGGCGAGAUCGUGCUGCUGCCCCUCGACGUUCUCAAGAUCAAGCGCCAGACGAACCCCGAGGCCUUCCGUGGCCGUGGCGUGCUGCGCAUCAUCCGUGACGAGGGCUUCGGCCUGUACCGUGGCUGGGGCUGGACGGCUGCCCGCAACGCGCCGGGUUCUUUUGCUCUCUUCGGUGGUUCUGCGUUCGCCAAGGAGUUUUUGUUCAAGCUGCAGGACUACAACAAGGCCACCUGGUUCCAGAACUUUGUUGCCUCGAUUGCCGGUGCUUCCGCGUCACUGGUUGUCUCUGCGCCGCUCGACGUCAUCAAGACCCGUAUCCAGAACCGCAACUUCGAGAACCCCGAGAGUGGCUUCCGCAUUCUGACCAACAUGGCCCGCCACGAGGGCUUCUCUAGCUUCUUCAAGGGCCUUGUCCCCAAGCUGCUGAUGACGGGUCCCAAGUUGGUCUUCUCCUUCUGGCUGGCGCAGACGCUCAUCCCGGCCUUCGACACCGCUCUGAAGCGGUAA